CAGCGUUUUUGGCGCACGCGAGCGAGCGCUUGUUAUUUGGAAUUAGUUUUCUUUUGUAUUUGGUUUAUAGGUAGCGAAAUUAAUCUACAUAAUGAAAUUGACCGCGGGUUCACACUCCGAAAUAGAGGGUGGAGGAGCCCAAAGCAAUACACUGCUCCAUUCCGCGUCCGAACUGGCCACCGACGAAGGAGCUGCGGGCAACGCCGAAUCGGUGGCAUCAGAAGUUUUGGACGCCCAACAGCCCACGGAGCACCAACCAAAAGUCACAGAAACUCCAAGUGCAGCUGCCGAUGCCGAGGCGACGGAUCAGGCGGACCCUGAUGCGGACGUGGACACCCAUACGCUUACAGGCAAACACCAGCAGCAGCAGCAGCCACGGCGCUCCGCUGUGAUCAGGAAGCGCGAUCUAAUCAAUUUACAGUCGAACCUGAGCCCCAAAUACAUUGGCUUUGCCAACGCCAACUCACCCACGCCGUUAUCCGACUCUGACGACACGGUUCGCUCGACACGCCGACGCGCCAACCAAGCGGCGGCUGCCCUCAACAGCAGCAGUACUGGCGAGAUCCUGUUCCAGGACAAUGCAUCACCCAAUACCACCAGGGAAGGUGACACCCUAAGCGGCGCAGGCGCGCAGCUGCACGACCGCGGCGGAAGCCAAAGCUACAUGAGCCCCAUCGAGAAGCUGUUGAUCAAGAACGGCGCCAAUUCGCCCAACAGCACAGGCUUUGAGGCGGAUGCCGAGGACCAUGGGAGCAUGCAGGUUCGAAAGCAGUUAAAGCAGCGCAAAAUGAAGCGAAUGACCAAAUCGAAGGCAGGCGAGGCCAUUGCUGACAUUGAAGAGAAGCCAGAGUCCCAGGACAAGGAGGGUCCUUCCAAUGAACAGACCUCGAACGAAAAUAGCCAAAUCGCACUCAUUAUUAAAUCCGAGACUGAUGCUGAGACUGAAGCUGUGCCUGCCGUGCAGCUGGUUGUGAGUCCGAAGGAUAGUUCCUGCUUGCAAGCCGAAGUGGAUAUGCAAACUAGCGAGUUGGCUAAAGCUGAAACUAUCGUAAGCGAAGAAGCAAAGGAACUAACAUUUGCCUUGCCCAUGGCCGCCUCCACAGAGGUGGAUAUGAGGUCACCACCACCUGACCUGAGUUCCACUGCCUCCGAGGUGAAUAGCAUGGUGAAAUCGCCCUCCUCUGUGAGCAUAGACAGCGCCAAGGGUAUGUCCAUUGUCACCGAUCCCGGUUGGCCCACCUAUCAAGUGGGUGAUCUGUUCUGGGGCAAGAUCUUCACGUACUGCUUCUGGCCGUGUAUGGUGUGUCCGGAUCCGUUAGAUCAGAUCGUUGGCAACGUGCAGAGUCAUCCACAGCGGGCGUCCGUGGACAAUACAUCGAUGCCCAUCCAGGUGCAUGUGCGCUUCUUCGCGGACAACGGAAGGCGCAACUGGAUAAAGCCUGAAAAUCUGCUGCCCUUUGCCGGUCUCAAGGCGUUCGAGGAGCAGCGUGAGGAAGUGCUGGUCCGGCAUGGUCCAAGGAGCGCCAAGUACCGGCAAAUGGUGCCCAAGAAGACGAAGAUUGCCAUUUGGCAUCAGGCCAUUGAUGAGGCCCAGAUCGUGACCCAGCUCCCGUACGCCGAACGUCUUGAGAAGUUCUUUGAAAUCUAUGAGAGCGUUGUCACUAUUAAUAAGCAACGGCGCAAACGAACCAGUUCCAUGAUGCAGGACACCUCGGAUGUGGGCAGCAGUCUGUACGACUCGAAUGACAAUCUGCACAACAGACCACUGAUGCUCGACCUGAAGCGGGAGCGGUCCGAGUCUCCCUUCAGUCCCGCCUUUUCACCCGUCAAGGUCAAGAACGAGAUGCGGGCCAAACGGCGUAAGCUGAGCGACGGCAACGAGGCUGAAACUGGCACCUCGAAUUCCCUGGCUGUGACCCCAUUACCAGGCCAGGUCCAGGCCCAAGCUGGAAGCAGCACUGAUAAGAUCCUCACUCCGGAUGCCAGCAUCUACGAGAAUCCCGAGUUCGGCCAGCUUUUCGAUGCUGUCAAGGAGUACGUGAUGGUGCACCGGUCGGAGGAGAGGGUGGAGAAGGUUUUGCUCGGCGUGGUCAGCAACAUCUGGUCGCUGAGGUACAUCCAGAUGCGUGAGCUGGAGCGGGACAUAGCCAGCGGCGAUAUGGAUCAGCAGCUUGGUUCUUCGGUGUUGGAGCGUGGUCGGGGAGUUGGCACCAUCAAGCGGCUCUCGAAUCGCUUAAAAACGCUGAUGGUACGACGCAGCAUGACACCUGUGGUGGCGCCCAGUCCUACGUUCACGGAGCCAUCGGCGGAACGCCGGAUCUUGGAGGUGCCGAAGAUCAAGAAGGCUCUCAACCGGCCCAUUGACGAAGUGGUCCAGGACAUCCUGCAGCUGGACAGCAAGUAUCUCUUUCGUGGGCUAACCCGCGAGCCGGUGUGCAAAUACUGCUACGAGCCGGGCUACGAACUGCAGCGAUGUUCCAGCGGCUGCAACAGCUGGCUGCAUGCCGACUGUUUGGAACGCAAGAAGUCGGGACAGAAAAUGCCCAAGGCAGGCGGUCAAAAGAAGGACUUGUCCCUCCAACCGUCCACCUCCAAGUCGCCCAGUCCUACCGAUUCGGAACACAUAACAGCCGAUGCCGCGGUGUACACCACAAGCAGCACUCCCUUGGUGUGUCACGAAUGCGAAUCAGGCCAAGUCGAGGGUUGUGUUAUAUGUCACCAGAUAGAGCCGCCAUCUAACGAGGAGGAAUCCCAGCUACCACAAGCCGCCACCGAGAAUAAUCUUCUGACCUGUGGCCAGCCCAUGUGCGGCAAGCGCUUUCAUACGGACUGCUGCAAGUACUGGCCCCAAGCCAACACCAGCAAGCCUUCGCCGCGUUGCCCGCGGCACGUGUGCCACACCUGCGUGUGGCUCGAUCCCAGCGGCAAGUUUCAACAGGUGGGAAACUCCAAGUUGGCCAAGUGUGUCCGCUGCCCGGCCACGUAUCACCAGGACUCGCAUUGCAUUCCAGCCGGCACCAGGAUGCUCACUGCCACCCACAUCAUCUGUCCGCGACACAGCAUAAACAAGUCGGACGCGCACCUCAACGUAAUUUGGUGCUGCAUCUGCGUAAAGGGCGGCGAACUGCUCUGCUGCGAGACCUGCCCCAUCGCGGUGCACGCCCACUGCCGCAAUAUUCCCAUCGAGAAGAGCGAGAACUACAUCUGCGAGGAGUGCGAGAGCGGACGAAUGCCGCUGUACGGCGAGAUAGUGUGGGCCAAGUUCAACAACUUCCGCUGGUGGCCGGCAAUUAUCCUGCCGCCCCCCGAGAUACCCAAGAACAUAUUGAAGAAGCCCCACGGAGACAACGAUUUCGUUGUGCGAUUCUUCGGCACCCACGAUCACGGUUGGAUAUCGCGGCGUCGUGUUUACCUUUACAUUGAGGGCGACAAGCUCGUAGGAGAUACUCAGAGGACAAAGACUCUGUUGCACCGAUACUACAACACUGGCGUGGAGGAAGCAACGCGGUUUCUGCAGAUCGUCAAGGAGCGCCGGAAGGAACAGGCCAUUGGCCGGCAGAGCGCCAGUAAGCUGCAUCCGCCGCCCUACGUGAGGAUCAAGGCCAACAAGGCGGUGCCGCCAUUGCGCUUCACUCCGAACAUGGAGGAUAUCAGUGCCUGCGGCUGCCCAUCCGAUGCCGAGCAUCCCUGCGGCCCCGACUCUGGCUGCAUCAACCGCCUGCUGUUUAACGAGUGCAAUCCCGAAAUCUGCCGUGCCGGCCAGCGUUGCGAGAACCAAAUGUUUGAGCUGCGCAAAACGCCCCUUUUGGAGGUGGUCUACAUGAACGAGCGGGGAUUCGGACUGGUGUGCCGGGAGCCCAUUGCCCAGGGUGAUUUCGUGAUUGAAUAUGUCGGCGAGGUGAUUAACCACGCCGAGUUCCAGCAGCGCAUGGUUCAGAAGCAGCGGGACAGGGACGAGAACUACUACUUUCUGGGCGUGGAGAAGGAUUUCAUAAUCGACGCGGGACCGAAGGGCAACCUGGCCCGCUUCAUGAAUCAUUCGUGCGAGCCGAACUGCGAGACCCAGAAGUGGACCGUGAACAGCAUCCAUCGCGUGGGUCUCUUUGCCAUCAAGGACAUACCCGCGAACACCGAGCUUACCUUCAACUAUCUGUGGGCUGACCUCAUGAACAACCGCAAAAAGUCAUGCUUCUGCGGGGCAACACGCUGUUCAGGGGAGAUCGGUGGCAAGCUCAAGAAUGUCCCAGCCAAGGAGGCAAACAAGGGAAAGACCGCCGAUAAACUGAAGCAGAUGCGUCGCGGGAAAGGUGCUCCUGCCUUUCGCAUCCAUGUCAAGAAAAUUAAGAAGCCCACAUAGCCAAGAAGCACCCAAAAGGGGUUACCUAGGCUUAUGAAUUAUGAUGACUCAAGCUAUAUAUUUUUUAACAUUCAUUGUUUUUGUAUUGCGGAGCCGAGCCUCCGCCUUUUACCUGCGCCACCUGUAUUUAUUUACCACACAGUUAGUUACUUACGUUUAGUAGACCAAUUGGUUCGCAGUUUGUUCACCAGCAUAAAGUUAUUAAAAUAAACCAAGAUGCUCUUUUAA
Molecule: messenger RNA, 4585 nt
Organism: Drosophila kikkawai
Lineage: Eukaryota; Metazoa; Arthropoda; Insecta; Diptera; Drosophilidae
Gene: NSD
Product: Nuclear receptor binding SET domain protein
Cellular component (GO): nucleus
Molecular function (GO): histone methyltransferase activity; protein binding
Source: RefSeq, a predicted model, not a curated record